This is a messenger RNA of Penicillium brevicompactum, 1965 nucleotides long. RefSeq names its product DUF3176 domain-containing protein. The record is from RefSeq and is a predicted model, not a curated record. Bases 1 to 1965 code for a protein of 654 amino acids. NCBI's taxonomy places the organism in Eukaryota, Fungi, Ascomycota, Eurotiomycetes, Eurotiales, Aspergillaceae. The transcript has 2 exons.
AUGACACCGGAUGAACUCCACAGAGAGCAGGUAGAUGACCCGCAGAAUAAUUAUCUCCUACCUCCUUCAGCUUCGCAUCAGAAUGAUUUUCAUCCAAGUGAGGAGCGGGUGGGAGACUAUGAGCGGGUGCGACAGAGCCCUUCCCUUGAGCCGCAUCCCGAGUCCGCACCGGAGUCUACCACUGACCUCGACACGACUGAUGAAGAAUCCCUGCAAAAAGAUCGAAAUCCCCUGUCCCUUUGGAGAUUGUUUUCGAAAGUAUUCAUUUGGGAGAUCUUGGCGAUCACGCUAUCUACCGGGCUUUUGCUCUCGAUAGUUGUGAUCGGGGCUAAAUUCAACAAGCAGCCCCAACCGAGCUGGCGAUAUAUGUCUUUGAAUUCUAUGAUAUCCUGGUUGAGCACUCUUUCCAAGGCGUGCGUCUUGUUUGCUAUUAGUGAGGGGCUGGGUCAGUUGAAAUGGGUCUGGUUUGCGCAAAGGAAGCGAGCAAUGUCCGACAUUCGUGCCUUCGAUGCAGCCAGCCGAGGGAUAUAUGGCAGUGCAGAGUUGAUUUGGAGCAUGAGAGCCAGGUAUUCUAGUACAACCACUAUUUUCUAUGCUGACGAGAUGCUUAUUAUCGAACGCACCAGACAUUUUGCGGUCGCGGGCAGCCUGGCGGUCAUAUUAGCGAUCGCAUUUGAUCCUUUCAACCAAAACCUAAUUCACAAUUAUCCCAAACUCGUCGAUGAUAGCACGCAGACAGCAACUGUGUCAAUUAGCUCUGACUAUGAUGCAUUAGGGCCAGCGACAGGUGCCUUGAACCUCAUUGAUUCCAACAUCAAGGCCAAUGUUUACAACUCGAUCUUCAACACUGACUCAUCCAAGCCGUGGUCUAUACCUCGAUUUGGUUGUAGCUCUGGAAACUGCACAUGGGACCCGCUGGUCACCCUAGCAAUGAGCUCGAGCUGCACAAGCAUAUCAGAUAAACUGCAGACCACGUGCAUGGAGGUUGAGGGUGAGUUGAAAUGCUCAAGUUACCUUGCCGGAGAAGACGCUGCAAUGGAUGGGAGUGUUGCGAUCAACUUCACCAUGGGCUCAAUUAUCGGGACACCAGUAGCAUUGGGAUCAACCGAGAGCUUUGUGUACCCCAGUAGACCGAUUGCGCCAAUGCAGAUGGUCGCACUCGAUUUUGGUAAAGCAAAUCGAUGGGGUGCAUUCGAGUGCGCGUUUUUACCGGUUGUUCGCAGCUUUCGUCCGAGUGUGACUGAGGGUGUAUAUCGAGAGGAGACAUUGGGUGUCUGGAAAGAGGGCGACUAUGACGGAAAAGACAUAUUGAGUGGAUCAUACAUCUUGAAGCCUCCUUGGGGACCCGAAAUGGGCAUGGAACGCAACACAACUUUCGGAAUCAGACAAACGACCCUAAUCACAAUGAUGAGUUUCCUUCGCAUGUUCUUCUCUGGUCGGAUGGAGAUCAACAAUUUUGGGCAGUCAUACAAACCGAACGCAAAAUCUACGUUUGCCAGUGAAGAUUUGAUGCAGGCGGUCGCUUCUCCGAUAUCAAACAUUACCGGCUGCACAGUCGAGGGGCCGGGGAAACUUCAAUGUGCAGUAGAGAAUGCCGCGGAAGCAAUGUCCAAGUCGUUCCGAGACCAUGCGUUAUCCGCACAGCAGGGCACGACUGUUUUCGGCAAGGCAAUGACCAGCAAAACAUACAUUGUCAUACAUUGGCAGUGGAUCGCGCUCCCGGUUGUGGUCUGGUUGCUUGGAGUUUUCACUCUGGUGGGUGUCAUAUGGAAGACCCGGAAAACCAUUGCUCCGACAUGGAAGAAUGAUGUGAUGCCAUUGUUGACCGUAUAUGAACAUGGCCAAAAUCAAAUCAGUGGGAUGACAGAAGAGUUAUACAAAGAGAAAGUGGAAUUGUUUGAUGACGAAGGCAGAAUCAAGCUUGGAAAUCAGCACAAGAGUAUGGAGUCGAGCAUUAUACAUUGA